AUGAAAGAAGGCCACAUCAGUGAAAGUGAACAAGACUCAUCCACUGCUGCCAACAAGAACUUGAAAACUGCAGAUUUUCAGUGUUGGAGGGGGCCACGGUGUGUGAAGCAUAAGAAUCCGGUCAAUUACUCAUGGUUUCAGGACUCUGACAGCGAUGAUGACUUUAUUUCUGCAACUACACCUUUAAAUGAGAAACCCAGAACACCACCAAAGGAGUUAAAACUAGAAACAAGGAAACCUAAACUGAAGAAUCUCCAGAAAGAAGAUAUCCCACUGCAAGAGAAAACCCCUAAAAAUAGGAUGGCUUUAGGUGACAAGCUAUACCAGCAAGACUUAGAAGUUGCACUAGCUUUAUCAGUGAAGGAACUUCCAACGGUCACCAUUGAUGCAGAAGAGGCUGGAGAUAAAAGCAUUGAAAAAUGUGACAGUAGUGAAACCAAAACAAUGAGUAAGGACCCUCAUAUCUCCAAUUGCAGUGUAGCCAGUGAUUAUUUAGAUUUGGAUAAGAUUACUGAGGAAGAUGGUUUUCCUGGUGUGCAAGGGAAAAGAGAAGCCGCAUCAAAGACUGUGGUACAACAGAGGAAGAUUCUUCUGGAAGGCAGUGAUGGUGACAGUGCUAAUCACUCUGAACCACACUUUGCAACUGGUGAAGAGUCUGAGGAUGACUCUGAUUUUAGUGAGAGUGCAGACAAUGAUGAAUACUUCACCAUGAGAAAAAAUAAGGUGAAAGAAAUUAAAAAGAAAGAAGUGAAGGUCAAAUCCCCAGUUGAAAAGAAGAAGAAACCUAAAUCCAAAUGUAAUACUCUGGAAGUGACUUCGGAGACUGCUCAAGUCGCUGUGAAAUCAGAACCUCAGCCUUCACCAAAAAAGGUCUCUGUUUCUUCAGAGGCCACUAGGAAACCACUACAAAUAAGCAGUCCUUCAGCUGAAAACAAAAAACCUAAGUGGGUUCCACCAGUGGUAUCUGGAAGCAGCAGCAGCAGGAGCCCACUGGAGAGUCUCUGCCUUGGUUUGUCCAGAUUAAACUUUGCAUCCAAAUGCUGCUAGUAGCUGAGUGUGGUAGUAAACCCGUUUGAUUAAGAGAAUCACAGUUUUA
Molecule: messenger RNA, 1096 nt
Organism: Panthera uncia (snow leopard)
Lineage: Eukaryota; Metazoa; Chordata; Mammalia; Carnivora; Felidae
Product: RAD51-associated protein 1-like
Biological process (GO): double-strand break repair via homologous recombination; interstrand cross-link repair
Molecular function (GO): single-stranded DNA binding; double-stranded DNA binding
Source: RefSeq, a predicted model, not a curated record